Molecule: messenger RNA, 1065 nt
Organism: Penicillium verhagenii
Lineage: Eukaryota; Fungi; Ascomycota; Eurotiomycetes; Eurotiales; Aspergillaceae
Product: amidohydrolase family protein
Exons: 1
Coding region: 1-1065 (354 amino acids)
Molecular function (GO): hydrolase activity, acting on carbon-nitrogen (but not peptide) bonds
Source: RefSeq, a predicted model, not a curated record
AUGACCCCAUCAACCAAAACAACCGCAAUAACAAACGCCCGAGUCUUCAACGGCACCACAUUCUCCCCACCAACAACCAUAACCAUCACCGGCGCACUCAUCAGCACCCCAGAACAAACCCCAACACACACCAUCGACGCAAAAGGCGCAUAUCUCCUCCCAGGCCUAAUAGACGCCCACAUCCACCUCUCAGGCCCAGAAGACCUAGCAACCAUGGCCCGGCACGGCAUCACCACCGCGCUCGACAUGGCAACCUGGCCAAUCGAGCGGCUCACAGCCCUCCGCAACCAAAAAGGCCUGACCGACAUCCGCGGCUGCGGCCUCGCAGCCUGCGGGCCCGGCAGCGCCCACAGCCACAUCCCCGGCCGCCCCGACGACGCGGUCGUGUCCAGCCCAGCGCAAGGCCGCCGCUUCGUGCUGGACCGCCUCGCCGAGGCCGCGGACUACAUCAAGAUCGUGGCUGACGUGCCGGGCCCGACGCAGGAGACGCUGGAUGCGAUGGUGGGCGCUGCGCACGAGCACGGGAAGCUUGUUAUCGCGCACGCGGUCACGGUCGAGGCGACGCGCAUGGCGCAGGCGGCUGGCGUGGAUGUUGUUACGCAUGCGCCUGUUGACGGGCUGAUGAGUGCGGAAGAGGUUGGGGAGAUGGUGCGCGCGGGCCGCGUGAGUGUUCCUACGCUUACGAUGAUGAGGGGCGUUUGUGCGCGGCGGGGCGCGGAUUAUGCGGUUUCCAGGAUGAAUGUUGAGGCGCUGUUUAGGGCUGGUGUGGUGGUUUUGGCGGGGACGGAUUCGAAUCGGGCGCCUGGUGUGCCGGCGGCGGUUGAGCAUGGUGUUAGUUUGCAUGAGGAGUUGGAGUUGCUGGUUGAGUGUGGGUUGUCGACGGCUGAGGUUCUUAGGGCUGCUACUUGUUUGACGGCGGAGGUGUUUGGGUUGCGGGAUCGUGGACGUAUUCUGCCCGGUCUGAGGGCUGAUCUUUUGCUUGUUGAUGCUAAUCCGUUGGAGGAUAUUAGGGCCACUAGAGGCAUUGUCAAGGUUUGGCUUGGUGGACUGGAAUAUGCGCUGUAG